Molecule: messenger RNA, 1658 nt
Organism: Athene cunicularia (burrowing owl)
Lineage: Eukaryota; Metazoa; Chordata; Aves; Strigiformes; Strigidae
Gene: UNC93B1
Product: unc-93 homolog B1, TLR signaling regulator
Exons: 7
Coding region: 41-1246 (401 amino acids)
Biological process (GO): intracellular protein transport; toll-like receptor 3 signaling pathway; toll-like receptor signaling pathway
Cellular component (GO): lysosome; endosome
Molecular function (GO): Toll-like receptor binding
Source: RefSeq, a predicted model, not a curated record
GGGCGGUUGGGGGGUUUUGGGGAUCACCAGCUGAGCCGCCAUGCCACGCAGCAUGGCCCAGAAGUACUAUGAGUACGUCAACUACAAGGAGGAGCACGUGCAGGAGCAGCAGCGGGCACCACGGGGUGCCUGCAACGCCUACAUCAUCAUCUUCCAGACUGUCUUCUACACCUGCUUCCAUUUGAGCUUUGUCUGCGCUCAGAUGCCGAUGCUCUUCUUCCUCAAUAACUACCUCUACCAGCUCAACCACACACUCUUCGGGGUCAAGCACUGUGGGACCCUGAGCCACGGCACGCUGCCCGGCUUCAACACAACAGUGCUGCAGAGCCUGCCCCGCAGCGUCAACCUCAUCAUUGUGGAGAGCGCCUUGAUGGCAGCUGCCUUCCUUGCCAUGCUGGUGGUCCUGGUGCUCUGCGGCUCGGCGUAUCGGCCCACGGAGGAGAUCGACCUGCGCAGCAUCGGCUGGGGGAACAUUUUCCAGCUGCCUUUCAAGCACAUGCGGGAUUAUCGCCUGCGCCACCUCUUCCCCUUGUUCAUCUACAGCGGCUUCGAGGUGCUCUUUGUCUGCACUGGCUUCUCCCUGAACUACGGUGUGUGUGCCCUGGGGCUGGAGAAGCUGGCGUACCUCCUUAUGGCCUAUGGCUUCUCCGCCUCGGCCUGCUCCAGCCUGGCCCUCUGCAUGCUGCGCCUGCGGCGGCAGAUCCCACUACUGGCCGGAGCCCUCCUCCACGCCGCCCUCCUGGUGACUCUUUUCUGCUGGGCACCCGAGCCCCGGCAUCUGGUCCAGGCGCCUCUACUCUACGCCAUCAUCGUGCUCUGGGGCACGGGGAGCGCCCUCAACAAGACCAGCAUUAGCAUCCUCCUGGGCAUGCUGUAUGAAGACAAGGAGCGCCAGGACUUCAUCUUCACCAUCUACCACUGGUGGCAGGCCGUGGCGAUCUUCACCGUCUACCUGUGGUCGGGGCUGCCCAUGAAGGCCAAGCUCUCUAUCAUGCUGCUGACACUGGCAGUGGCAGUGGGGACCUACCUCUGGAUGGAGCACAAGCUGGCGCAGCACGUGACAUACCGCCUGCCCCGCAUCCCCCGCCCGCGCCACAAGAUGCGCGGUUACCGCUACUUGGAGGAGGAUGACUCAGACGAGACCGGCUCAGAGGGCGACGGCGGCAAAGACGACAGUGAUGACCACCCAGCGGAGGCCACCAAUGAGGAUGAGCAGCCAAAAGAUGAUGAGGACCAGCUGGGUUAGACAUCUUGUCCUGCCCCUCUGCCGUGGUGCCCCCCCCACUACUUUCUGAAUCUGAGGAAGGGGUGCACAGCACCUCCCUGGGGCUGCCCAAACCCCCUGAAACAGGCCCAGACUUCCACAGGCCCUGCUCAGGCUAGGCCUACCGCCUCCUCAGCCAGGCCUGCAGAGUCCCCAGCCAGACCUACAGAGCCUCAGACCAAGCCUGCAGUCCCCGAGCAAGCCUGCAGACCCCUUAGCCAAGGCUGCAACCCCUCAGGCCAGGCCCGCAGAGCUCCUAGCCAGGUCCCCAAAGCCUUCAGCCAGGCCCACAAACCCUCAGACCAAGCCUGCAGCCUCUCAGAACCCCCAGCAAAGCCUGCAGCUCCCCCAGCCAAGCCCACAGGGCCUCAGACCAAGCCUGCAGACCCCCUAG